Molecule: messenger RNA, 1577 nt
Organism: Salmo salar (Atlantic salmon)
Lineage: Eukaryota; Metazoa; Chordata; Actinopteri; Salmoniformes; Salmonidae
Source: RefSeq, a predicted model, not a curated record
CCUCUCCUCUCCUCUCCUCUCCUCUCCUGUGACCUGGAUUCCUGAUGCAAUUCACCUUUAACACAUCUCCACACCUGAUCGACUUAAGCUUCCUUUACCAUGUUGUUGCUCAAUCUCUCUCUCUCUCACAUUGUCCUCUUUCUAUCCUCCUCUUCUUCUUGUUCCUGUCUUUUUUCCUCCUCCUCCUCCUGUCUCUCUCUGUCGUGUUGGCUCUUUUCCCCCUCUCUCUCCUUCCUAGUGGGGUGGUGGGGGGUAGAGGGGCUGGCGAGGGUCCGGCAGGUCCCUGUCGCAGUGACAGUACGAAGAGCAUGAUGUCUGGAGGAACCAGCAUGGUGAUGUCGGGGGGAAAGCCCGGGAAGUGGCAGACUGUCCAGAGUCACAUGCAGUCUGGAGGACUCAGACCCACAAGCUUUGGGGAUUCAGUAGGGGCUCUGUCCUCUGCUUCCACCCUGGAUCCCGUCCCCUCUGCUGGGAUGUUGGCCCGGCCACGCACCCUGCUACGCCAACAGAGUCUCCAGCAGCCUCUCAUCCACCCACCCGUCCCAAGCCUCCUCACCCACCUCCCACCCACCUCCUCCCAGAGCCUGGGUCAGAUACACCAGGUUCCCCCGCUGGGGCCCAGCCAGCCAGGGGGAAGCGUGGGCAGUGGGGGAGGAUGUGGAGGAACGCAAAGAGGCCCCAGGGGGGUGCGAGGGAGCCCGGCGGGGGCAGGCGCCUCACGGUACAGGGGAGGAGGAGGAGGAGGAAGAGGUAACCCUGGGUCCUGGGAUCACAUGAUGGGCCAGUUGAAAAACAGAGGCCUGGAUGCCAAGUCCUUCCUGGAGUACCCUACCACCCGUAGGACCCUGUUCAUCAUCCUCUACAGGGAGUACCCUACCACCCGUAGGACCCUGUUCAUCAUCCUCUACAGGGAGUACCCUACCACCCGUAGGACCCUGUUCAUCAUCCCCCCUCGACAGGGAGUACUCUACCACCCGGAGUACUCUACCACCCGUAGGACCCUGUUCAUCAUCCCCCCUCAACAGGGAGUUCUCUACCACCCGGAGUACCCUACCACCCGUAGGACCCUGUUCAUCAUCCCCCCUCUACAGGGCGUACCCUACCACCCGGAGUACCCUACCACCCGUAGGACCCUGUUCAUCAUCCCCCCUCUACAGGGAGUACCCUACCACCCGGAGUACCCUACCACCCGUAGGACCCUGUUCAUCAUCCCCCCUCUACAGGGCGUACCCUACCACCCGGAGUACCCUACCACCCGGAGUAAGUACCCUACCACCCGUAGGACCCUGUUCAUCAUCCUCUACAGGGAGUACUCUACCACCCGUAGGACCCUGUUCAUCAUCCUCUACAGGGAGUACCCUACCACCCAUAGGACCCUGUUCAUCAUCCUCUACAGGGAGUACCCUACCACCCAUAGGACCCUGUUCAUCAUCCUCUACAGGGAGUACUCUACCACCCGUAGGACCCUGUUCAUCAUCCCCCCUCUACAGGGAGUACUCUACCACCCGGCGUACCCUACCACCCGUAGGACCCUGUUCAUCAUCCCCCCUCUACAGGGAGUACCCUACCACCCGUAG